GGGCGGAGGCGGAACCGGAAGUGGCGUGGACGCGCCGGUCUCCAAAAUGGCGGCCCCCUGGCCCUGCUGGCCGGCCGCUCGGAGCGCCGUGUCCGCCGGGCUCCUCGGUGUCCUGUGGCUCGUCUCGGUCGCCACGGGAACUCGAGGCGCCGCCGCUGUCGGGGGCGAGGAGACGCUUAAGUGCGAGGACCUCAAAGUGGGACAAUAUAUCUGUAAAGACCCUGAAAUAAAUGAUGCUACACAAGAACCAGUUAACUGUACAAACUACACAGCUCAUGUUUUGUGUUUUCCAGCACCCAACAUAACUUGUAAGAAUUUAAGUGGCAACGAAACACAUUUUACUGGAAAGGAAGUUGGUUUUUUCAAGCCCAUAUCUUGCCGAAAUGUAAAUGGCUAUUCGUACAAAGUGGCAGUUGCACUGUCUCUGUUUCUUGGAUGGCUGGGAGCAGAUCGAUUUUACCUGGGGUAUCCUGCUUUGGGUUUGUUAAAGUUUUGCACUGUAGGGUUUUGUGGAAUCGGGAGCCUAAUUGACUUCAUUCUUAUUUCAAUGCAGAUUGUCGGACCUUCAGAUGGAAGUAGUUAUAUCAUAGAUUAUUAUGGAACCAGACUGAUAAGACUGAGUAUUACUAACGAAACAUUUAGAAAAACACAGCUAUAUCCAUGAAGAUUGCAAAAAAGAAACAGUAAUUGAGCCUCCUUCAUUUUAAUAGAGAACUUCUAGCGUGUGGAUUUUGAGAUUUCCCUUUUUUCUUCUUCACAUACCACUUGAUGAGUUCUGAUUUUUUGCUGUGGCUAUUUUUGUUUUGUUGAUUUUGUUGAAAAAUGUAUUAUUCUGAGAUUUAUUUAAUAGAACUUUUUUUGAGAGCUGUAUAAUAGUCUUUUUCAGGCUUCUGUCUCUGUGAGAUAGAUAGCUUAUUACUCCAAUAUCCUUUAAUGUCUUUCACAAAGGCAAGUUGCUACUUGUCAUUUCUGUUUCUGAAAAAUAAAAGUAUAACUUGUUCACA
Messenger RNA from Carlito syrichta (Philippine tarsier), 1004 nucleotides. RefSeq names its product TM2 domain containing 1 (gene TM2D1). The record is from RefSeq and is a predicted model, not a curated record. Bases 47 to 664 code for a protein of 205 amino acids. Gene Ontology annotation, biological process: apoptotic signaling pathway. Gene Ontology annotation, molecular function: amyloid-beta binding; G protein-coupled receptor activity. Lineage: Eukaryota; Metazoa; Chordata; Mammalia; Primates; Tarsiidae. The transcript has 7 exons.